Messenger RNA from Stegodyphus dumicola, 1615 nucleotides. RefSeq names its product tumor susceptibility gene 101 (gene TSG101). Lineage: Eukaryota; Metazoa; Arthropoda; Arachnida; Araneae; Eresidae. Gene Ontology annotation, biological process: endosome to lysosome transport; protein transport; protein modification process. Gene Ontology annotation, molecular function: ubiquitin binding. Gene Ontology annotation, cellular component: ESCRT I complex. The record is from RefSeq and is a predicted model, not a curated record.
CUGGCAACAAUUCUCUUGUACUUUGUUUCAGUGUUAGAGUACUAUCAAUUGUAAUCUAUUGAAAUAAAACUAAAAUCACAUAAUGAAACUGCAUUUUAAACAUUGUUAAUGUAAGUCUUUUUCUUCGACUGAAUAUAAAUAAACUGGCAGCAAAAUGCCUCAAGAAGAAAAAAUUGAUAGUUAUGUAGCUAAAAUUUUGUCAAAGUACCAGUAUCCAGAUCGAGCAAAACGUGAUGUGCAUGCUGCCAUUCAUCAGUAUAAGAAUUUAAGGCCGAAGUUAGAUACUUAUGUUUUUAAUGAUGGAAGUAGACAAGAAUUAGCUUGCCUCGAUGGCACAAUUCCAGUGAUGUAUAAAGGCACAUACUAUCAUAUACCUGUGUGUGUAUGGCUUCUUGAUUCCUACCCUUAUAAUUCCCCUAUGUGUUAUGUAAAGCCUACUUCAGAUAUGCAAAUAAAAGCAUCUCGUCAUGUUGACACAAAUGGACGGAUAUAUUUGCCAUACUUACAUAAUUGGAAACCUGAUGCUUCAGAUUUACUUGGAGUUAUUCAAGUUAUGAUUAUUGUAUUUGGGGAACAACCACCUGUGUAUAGCAAACCAAAAAUUCAAAAUUCUACUCCCUAUACUUCUACCCCAUAUCCUACUGAUCCAGCAAGUUUCAUGCCUAUGCCAAAUGUUGCCACAACAUACCCUCCGUAUCCUCCUGUUCCAGGUGGUGGGCCUGUUCCAUACCCUGCUGUGUCAACAGCAUACCCUCCUUACUCUGGUGGCUAUCCUGCAGCCUCUGGCUUCAGUUAUGGUAGUUUUAAUGCUGCCACUGGAGGUAUGCCAUCAACAAACAGUUAUCCUGCUAACUCUGCCACCCCUCCUUAUCCAGCAACAACUGCAUCCAGUAUCACUCAGCAAAGGGGAAUGGGUACAAUUACUGAAGAGCAUAUUCAUGCUUCUCUUUUAUCAGCUGUUGAAGAUAAGCUGAAGAAACGCUUGCGGGAAGUUUUAGCUCAAUCCCAGGCGGAAAUAGAAGUUCUGAAAAAAACUGAGGAAGAUUUGAAUAAGGGCAAAUCAAAAUUAGAAGAUAUUAUUGCUCAGCUGCAACAAGAACAGAGUCAAAUGGAAAAGAACAUACAUAUUUUGAGAUCAAAAGAAGAAGAAAUAAAUGAGUUACUUGCAAAAGUGGAAAAUCAAGAGGAAGUAGAUAUUGAUGAAGCUGUUGUUGCUCCAGCUCCACUGUAUAAACAGCUUUUAAAUUCAUUUGCAGAAGAAAAUGCUACUGAAGAUGCUGUAUAUUAUCUGGGUGAGGCAUUAAGAAAAGGUGUGAUUAGUCUUGAUCUUUUCUUGAAGCAUGUUCGUGCCCUUUCGUGGAAGCAGUUUAUGCUGAAGGCACUAAUGCAGAAAUGUCGGGAGAAGGCCAACCUUCCUCACUGAUGGUAGAAGUUCCAACAACAGUAAAACUUCCAGGAAUUAUGAACUGUAAAAUAAAGGUUUCAAUUUUAUGUUCGAGGAAUUAAAGGCUUUACGCAGGAGUAAACAUAUUUCAUUUUAUUAGAACCUUGUAUAAUAUACAUUGUUUGACUGUAAUAAAUAUUUUAAUUUAAAUAAACCUGUUAUAAUAUUUCA